Molecule: messenger RNA, 1316 nt
Organism: Diospyros lotus (date-plum)
Lineage: Eukaryota; Viridiplantae; Streptophyta; Magnoliopsida; Ericales; Ebenaceae
Exons: 10
Coding region: 108-863 (251 amino acids)
Cellular component (GO): Golgi membrane
Source: RefSeq, a predicted model, not a curated record
UUCUACUUCUACCAGAGAGAACACUCUUGAAUUCAACAGAUCUUCGACCAAAAGGAGUUGUCGAAGAAGAAGAAGAAGAAGAAGACGACGAAGACGAACAAGAAGAAAUGUUGCCGACCGCAGCGAAAGGGCGUACGGCCUCCAAUGUCCGAGCCAAUCCCUUCUUCCCUCAGUACCUCCGACGAAUUGUCAAGUGGCAACAAAUGGAUAUCGAAUAUACUUUUUGGCAGAUGCUUCAUCUAUGCACCUCACCUAAAGUUGUCUAUCAGCAUACAAAGUACCAUAAGCAAACUAAGAAUCAGUGGGCACGUGAUGAUCCGGCAUUCAUUGUAAUCUGCAGUCUUCUUUUGGCCAUUUCUGCUUUGGCUUAUUGUGUUGCAUAUGACCAUAGCACGGCACAUGCAGCUUUUGUUAUUAUUUCAGUAUUGCUCAUCCAUUUUUUGCUUACUGGAGUAGUUGUGGCUACAUGUUGCUGGUUCCUGACAAAUAAUUAUCUUAGAGAGGAAGCUCCGAAUAGUCAUGUGGUGGAGCAAAGGGUUGAAUGGCUGUAUGCUUUUGAUGUACACUGCAACUCUUUCUUCCCAAUAUUUGUGGCACUUUAUGUGUUACAUUAUUUCCUAUCACCACUUCUGCUAGCUCAUGGUUUCAUCCCAGUUUUGCUGUCAAAUUUGCUUUUUAUGGUGACCGUGUCCUAUUAUCAUUACCUAAAUUUUUUAGGUUAUGAUGUAUUGCCCUUUCUAGAGCGGACCACCUUUUUCUUGUAUCCAAUUGGCGUCGUUAUUGUCCUUUCACCUAUCUUGAUUCUUAGUGGCUUCAAUCCGUCAAGAUACUUCAUGAACAUGUACUUCAGCCGGCGGCUAUGAUUCAGCAUGGCUAACGCAUCUGGUCGGCACAUAUAACAUGAAUGAAUUGGGUAUAGUUGAUAGAUCGAAGGAACACAAGGGAUUGCACAACUGCAAAAUCGAUGGAUUCAUGCACAUGUAAAUGGAGGAGGUUAGAAUGACAAGAAGGUUGUUUGUAGGUAUUCUCAUAGCCAGCCAGUAAAAAGCCAACAUGAGUCAUGUGAAGGCCUAAAACUGUUAGUAAUGAAUUUGUUGAUUGCAGUGAUUUUGGCCCCCUCAUCUUCUUCUUCUUCUUCUUCUUCUUCUUCUUCUUGUCAAUCAGUACUCAAGAUUUCCUUCGCUUCGAUUUUUCGCUAAAUCUCUGGAAGCCCCGUUGAGUGUAGUUUAGAUGUAGCAGUUUGAUUUAUAGAUGCAUUCUGUCUUCCAUUUUACUUUACAGUGGAUGCUUUGCAAAAAAGACUGGUUUUUUGUUGA